GCGAACCAUGGUCGGGCCACGGGGGGAGCCUGGACCCGGAGCGGCCAGUGUCACCGCGCAGCCAGGAUCAGCGGAUGUCCUACUAAGCAGACCAGGCUGGAAAGAUGUUCUCCCUACUUCAGGGUCUCCCAAACGCCCUAGAUCCUGUCCUCCCCGCUCUUUAGCCCAACAACGUUCCCCCACGCGCAUGAGCCGGCCCGGAAGGCCUAACCCGGAAGCAGCUGCGCAGGCGCAGCGGGAGCGGAGCGGCAUGGCGUCCCAAGCCAAGAAGCGCGCCCUGGGCAGCCUGUACCCACGAGCGCCGGGAGCGCGGGCCGAGGGGGAGCACGAGGAGGCGGCGGAGGACACCGACGAGAGCGGCGACGAGAGCGGCGACAGCGACGAGGAGGAGGAGGAAGAGGAGGACGAGUUCAUCAACCAGGAGGUGACCGUUGACUUUGAGGCUCACGCGAUCUCGAGCGGCGACUCGGACGGAAUCCAGAAGCUGCUGCGGCAGCUCUUCCUGAAGGCGCCCGUGAACCUCGCCGAGCUCGCCGGCCUCCUGGCCCAGCAGACCCACGUUGGCAGCGUCAUUAAGCAAACAGAUGUUCCAGAAGAAAGUGAUGAGGAGGAUGGGGAAGAAGAGAUUUUUGGUUUCAUCAGCCUCCUGAAUUUAACGGAAAGAAAGGGUACUGGGUGUGCUGAGCAAAUUAAAGAAUUGGUUCUGAGCCUCUGUGAGAAGAACUGUGAGCAGAGCGUGGUUGAACAGCUGGAUAAGCUCUUCAAUGAUCCCUCAAAGCCUGUGGGCUUCCUGCUGAGUGAGAGAUUCAUUAAUGUCCCGCCCCAGAUCGCUCUGCCCAUGCACCAGCAGCUUCAGAAGGAACUCGUAGCGGCGCGCCAGGCCAAUCAGCCUUGUGGCAAGUGCCACUACUACCUCAUGAUCAGUAAGACAUUCCAGGAGGCCUCAGGGAGGGCCAGGAACAAGGGGAGUGUGCCGCGGAAGGGAGAGCUCAUGUUCGCCAAUGCAGAGGAGGAGUUUUUCUACGAGAAAGCCCUUCUCAAGUUCAGCUACUCAGUGCAGGAGGAGAGCGACCUGGCUUUGGGAGGCAGGUGGUCUUUUGAUGACUUGCCCAUGAAGCCCCUGCGGACGGUGAUGCUGAUUCCCGCCAGCAAGAUGAGCGCGGUCAUGGAGACGCUGAAGGAGUACCUGUCCGUCUGACCCACUGUGUGCAGCCAGCUAGUGCUUUCUGAUACACUCCCUGGAGAUUUACCGCCUGAGGAAGGACUCUUGGGGUUUGUGAAAGCCUCUAUGAUAGGACAGAUGGUUCGGUCCCCAUGGCCUUAAUUUAAUAGGUUUUUAAAAAUCUCCUUCCUUUUUGGUCAGAUACCUUGGACUAGUGAAUCAUUCACUAAAAGCUCAUUACUUCAAAAGAAAACAGAACACAUGGGUUAGGAAUUUUAAAAACUGAGCAACGACUGUUUAUUAAGGUUGCUUUAAUGAUGUACAAAGUGCUUUAUUUGUACAAAAUUAUCUCGGCUGGGUGAUUUGUCUUGCCUCCUGUUAAAUCUCUCUACAUCGCUCACACUGACAAACCAUCACAAUGAUUAACUUUGGAGUGUUUAUUGCACAGACUGUUUCAGUGUGUACUGAAUAGAAUUAAGCCCAGAAAGUCACUGAAUAACGCAUCUUGGUUCACCAGAAGCUUCAGGGCACUCUUCACAUAGUUUAUCUUUGCUUGUCUUCUGUUCCUUUUUCACUGUCGAAAUGGGGGAUAAGUGAUUGAUUACUUGCUGCAGAAUAUCCUUAUUUUCACUAGGAGGCAGAUUACUGAAAUAGUAUGGGGGGGCCAACUGCGUAAAUCUGUUGGAGCAAAAAACAAAAUGCAGCUGUUUAAAGGAAAGUCGAAACUCAGAUUAUUUAUUCAAACUCGGAGAUCCUUUGUAAAUGAUAAAUACCAAACCUCUACAGAGCUGGAUGUAACAGGUCUGCAGCCGGAUGGAUUCAGAACUCCCAGAUCAAUUUAUCGGCCCAGGCACCUGCUUAGCAGUGGGUGGGUGUCAGGUGUCCCAAGCAGGCUCUGAGGGAAAGGGGCAGGCUCCUUAAUGAGCAUCCUGGGCCCGUAAGUGCUCUGGCAGGAGGAAAUUGGAGGAUUUCUGGCUGAUGCACCAUGAGGGGAGACGCCCUCAACCUGUCUUUGCAGGUUUUUCUUAGGGAAUGGCCAGUGGCGUGGCCAAGACAACCUCUAAAAAGGGCAGGGUUGAAAAGCUGCCCCAUCAGGAGCCCUUAUUCCAAAGUCUGGCUUUGGGGCAGAAGUUCUUAACCUUCUGGGCCCCCUUCUCUAAACGUUUUAAAAUGCAUGAAUUAAGAUAACAUCGGGCUACAAAGGAAACUAAUGCUAUUGAAACACCCCCCCCCCCAAAUAUUUUUUGCCCCCCAAGAAAUCAUGUUCAGAGACCUAGGUACAGAAGGCCUGCUUUAGCAGGGAUGGUGACUUUAAAAAUAGCAAAUUUAAUGCAGCCAGUCUUCAGAAACUAUUUGGGGGAUAACCUCGAGAAAGUUAUUUCAUAUAGCAUUGUCAACACGGAAACAAAGCCCAGUGUCCUGCAGGGGGAGCCAUGUUCAAUUAAUAAAAUGUUCUAUUUUCUUAGACCACUUGUGCGUUUUCUUGUUACAGUGGCUAUUUUUGAAGAAAAAUGUUCAAAAGAAGCUUUUAUCCCGAAUAUCCCAUUAAUUAUUAAUAAAGUGUCACAUUAAUAAUGGA
Molecule: messenger RNA, 2741 nt
Organism: Dromiciops gliroides (monito del monte)
Lineage: Eukaryota; Metazoa; Chordata; Mammalia; Microbiotheria; Microbiotheriidae
Gene: BCCIP
Product: BRCA2 and CDKN1A interacting protein
Exons: 7
Coding region: 8-1198 (396 amino acids)
Cellular component (GO): nucleus
Source: RefSeq, a predicted model, not a curated record